CAAACAGAGUCCCGUUUCGGUCGUUCCGUCAAAUCGCAAAAAUUCUGCUGCAGCCGCGAUCCGCGAUAAGGAGAAAAAAACACACGAAUCAUCGUCAUCGCGCGAGCUUUUUUCUUCGCUCUGGUCCAGGAAAAUCCUCCGUCGGGGUCGUCUUCGUCCGUGUUAUCCGCUAUCAUCCGGUAGGGAACUACGUUUGACUGGUGAUUUAGUUCGGAUUUCGGUUGUUCUUUCCAGCGGAAGGUUUUCGAUUCGAUCGAAUUGUGAAAUCAGUGUGUCUGGGUGGUUCUCGAGAAGAAAUUGAUUUUCUUGCGAGUUUUGUGCUAGUAUUCCUGCGGAAAAACGGACUGAGGCGUUCCACCUGACCGGCUCUGUACGGAUUAGCAGAUUCGGACCAAUUUCGCUAGCUAGUAACCCAUCGUGUUGUCGUCAGCGCAUCAGCGACCAGACACAGACGGACAGACAGAAAGGGGGUUCCGCGCGAGAGUCUAGAGCUAGGCGCAGCAGCAGACGACCAACUGACUUAGGCAGCUGAGCAGAAGCCACUCAGUCGGAUCUCGAUUGCGCACGGAAUAGGACUUGUUCGUAACUAACGUUCGGUUGAAACGACGGCCACAACCCGUCCGUCGUCUCGGAGUGAUCUUCUACCACAAAAGCACGUUAUAAGGAGAAGCGCCUUCCUCCUGUCUCUGUGAUCGUCGUCGUUGUCGUCGUCGUCAGGUGGCAAAUCAUCAUCAUGGCAGCCGCCAGUGGCAAUAGCGGAACGGUUUCGGUGUCGGCGUCAUCGGCCAGUCUGGCGCCGUCAGCGUCGGUUGCUCCGCCGGCAAGUACCGUCACUCCGUGGCCCAACAGCAAGGACGACUACGAGCUGCGGGAUGUGAUCGGUGUCGGUGCCACGGCUGUGGUCCACGGGGCCUACUGCAUCCCCCGGAACGAGAAGUGUGCCAUCAAGCGGAUCAAUCUGGAAAAGUGGAACACCUCCAUGGACGAACUGCUAAAGGAGAUCCAGGCGAUGAGCAGCUGCAACCACGAGAAUGUGGUAACAUAUCAUACGAGUUUCGUGGUCAAGGAAGAACUGUGGCUGGUCCUCAGGCUGCUGGAGGGCGGUAGUUUACUGGACAUCAUCAAACAUCGAAUGAAAACGGUGAACUGUAAACAUGGUGUAUUCGACGAACCUACGAUAGCCACAGUCCUCAAGGAAGUGUUGCGGGGCCUCGAAUACUUCCACAGCAAUGGGCAGAUCCAUCGUGAUAUCAAGGCGGGUAAUAUUCUGCUCGGUGAUGAAGGGACAGUUCAAAUCGCGGAUUUCGGUGUCAGUGCGUGGUUAGCGACAGGCCGUGACCUGUCUCGGGCAAAAGUGCGACAUACUUUCGUCGGAACACCCUGCUGGAUGGCUCCCGAAGUUAUGGAGCAAGACCACGGUUACGAUUUCAAGGCGGACAUCUGGUCAUUCGGCAUUACUGCCAUCGAGAUGGCCACCGGUACCGCCCCUUACCACAAGUAUCCUCCGAUGAAAGUGUUGAUGUUAACCCUGCAAAAUGAUCCUCCUACAAUCGACACCGGUGCCGACGAAAAGGACCAAUACAAGGCGUACGGCAAAACGUUCCGCAAGAUGAUUGUCGAGUGCCUCCAGAAGGAACCCUCGAAACGUCCCACUGCUAGCGAACUACUCAAACACCCCUUCUUCAAAAAAGCGAAAGACCGCAAAUAUCUAACCUCGACGCUUCUCGCCACCGGCCCAUCCAUGGCCACUCGGGUUCACAAAGCUGCCAAACGACAACCGGGCGCCUCCGGUCGACUACACCGGACGGUCACCGGCGAAUGGGUUUGGUCCUCUGAAGAGGAAGACAACGCUAAACAUUCGUCCGACUCGGAAACCGAGGAGCGGCCGAUGAACCGACUCGAACAGAUGGACUCAUCAGCAUCGGAAGCCGAGGACGCUUCCGAGCACUCCGAAAUCACCAUGACUGCUCGAACGAGCAGUUCGGACCAUACCACUACUGCGGACGUCACAAAUGCCGUUGGAGGCCUCUCGCUAGAUGACCUCCCCCCCAUAAACCUGGUCCUGCGGAUGCGGAACUCCAACCGGGAACUCAACGACAUCCGGUUUGAGUUCGCCGUCGGAAAAGAUUCGGCCGAGGGCAUCGCCUCGGAACUGGUCGGCGCAGGCCUGGUCGACGGCCGGGACAUCGUCGUCAUGGCGGCCAAUCUGCAGAAGCUGAUCGACAACCGAGCCAGCGGCAUCAAAACGGUCACCUUCCAGCUGAACUCCGGCUACGGUUCCAGCGAACAGCCGGACGAGAAGUCUCUCAUCGGCUUCGCACAGAUUUCCAUCACCGACUAACUUAAGCAAAUCAAGAACGAGAUCGAGAAGAAGAAGAAGACGAAGAAGCAAAUCAAGCAAACCAAGCGUGCUGCUGCUGCUGUUGUGCGAGUGCGUGUGGCUGUGUGUGUGUCCGUUGUGUUUAACUGUGUAUGUUCGAGUGCCUGCUGCUGCUGCUGAUGAUGAUGUUGUUGAUAGCGAGUGAAAAAAAAACAAACAAACAUUUAAAACACACCCCGCGAAAGAUUUGAUCCCCAAGCAAAGCUAAAGUACAUUCUAUAUAUUGCAAGUUUUCUUGUGUUUCGAUUUCUUACAUAGUUUUAAACAAAACGAAGAAAUUUAACAAUAAAUAGCAAGUUAUCUACAAAUAGAUUUUAGCGAAUAUCAUAUAUAUUACUUGAGUGCAAAUCAACUAGAA
Messenger RNA from Uranotaenia lowii, 2738 nucleotides. It is a transcript of the gene fray, whose product is annotated as serine/threonine-protein kinase OSR1. Gene Ontology annotation, biological process: protein phosphorylation. Lineage: Eukaryota; Metazoa; Arthropoda; Insecta; Diptera; Culicidae. The transcript is spliced from 2 exons. Gene Ontology annotation, molecular function: ATP binding; protein serine/threonine kinase activity. The record is from RefSeq and is a predicted model, not a curated record. Bases 734 to 2341 code for a protein of 535 amino acids.